Messenger RNA from Pogoniulus pusillus (Red-fronted tinkerbird), 3495 nucleotides. RefSeq names its product solute carrier family 35 member E1 (gene SLC35E1). The record is from RefSeq and is a predicted model, not a curated record. Gene Ontology annotation, cellular component: Golgi apparatus. Gene Ontology annotation, molecular function: antiporter activity. The coding region runs from base 1 to 1221 and encodes 406 amino acids. The transcript has 6 exons. Lineage: Eukaryota; Metazoa; Chordata; Aves; Piciformes; Lybiidae.
AUGGCGGCCCCGCUGGCGGCGGCGGGCGGCGGCGGCGGCGGUGGGGGGGCGGCGCCGGCGGGAGCAGGCGGGAGGGGGGCCCGCGGGCCGGCCCUGCGGGAAGGGGCGCGGGUGUCGGCGCUGUGCCUGGCCUGGUACGGGCUGAGUGCCGGCGGGAACGUGGUGAACAAGCUGCUGCUCGGCGGCUUCCCGCGGCCUGUUACCGUCUCGCUCUUCCACAUCCUGGGGCUGUGCGGGCUCCUGCCGCCGCUGCUGCGCGCUUGGCGAGUGCCGCCCGCGGGCCCUAGCCAGCUGCCGCCCCGCGCCUACCCCCGCUACAUCCUGCCGCUCGCCUUCGGCAAGUACUUCGCCUCCGUCUCCGCGCACGUCUCGCUCUGGCGGGUCCCGGUUUCGUACGCGCACACAGUGAAGGCGACGAUGCCGAUCUGGGUGGUUCUCUUGUCGCGGAUCAUCAUGAAGGAGAAGCAGACAACCAAGGUGUACUUGUCUCUGAUCCCCAUCAUAACUGGUGUCCUGUUGGCCACUGUCACGGAACUGUCCUUUGACAUGUGGGGGCUCAUCAGUGCACUUGCUGCUACUCUGUGUUUUUCACUUCAGAACAUCUUCUCAAAGAAGGUGUUAAGAGAUUCCCGGAUACACCACCUUCGGUUGCUGAACAUCCUCGGGUGCCACGCUGUGUUCUUCAUGAUCCCCACCUGGGUUUUGGUAGAUCUUUCGUCCUUCUUAGUAGAGAACGACCUGAGCACCAUGUCUCACUGGCCCUGGACCUUGAUGCUGCUUGUAAUCAGUGGAUUCUGUAACUUUGCCCAGAAUGUCAUUGCCUUCAGUAUCCUGAACCUCAUCAGCCCACUCAGUUACUCCGUGGCAAACGCCACGAAGAGAAUCAUGGUGAUCACCGUGUCCCUUAUCAUGCUUCGCAAUCCGGUGACAAGCACUAAUGUCCUUGGAAUGAUGACAGCAAUCUUGGGGGUCUUCUUAUACAACAAGACAAAAUACGAUGCAAACCAAGAGGCCAAGAAGCAGCUCCUUCCAAUCACAACCGGAGACCUCGUGACCUUGGACCGGCAUCGAGGCGCUCCCGAGAAGGCUCAGAACGGACUGGCAGCAUUUGCCCCGCACGGAGACUUCCAGCACAGCCGGACCAGCGUCUUGACAGACCACUUCCAGUACAGCCGGCAGAGCUACCCUGCUGCCUACAACUUCAAUCGUUUUGAUAUCUAGAGCCCUGGCAGCCAGGUAGAGACUGUGGUACCCAAGUGUCCCCAGCGUUGUCAGAAACUUUGCAGUACAUCCGUGAAUGUAAAAGCCAUCUCGUUGCGCAGCUCUCGCAGAAGGGAAGGUGCAUGGGGAGGGGAAGCGGUACAGGCCCUUGGCUUCUGCUGAGCAGGCUGGAGGUGUGAGCAGCUGGGCCCGGUGCUGGAGCUCACCACAGUGUAGGUCCUGGGGAAAUGCCCAUAUGGAACCACAGAGUGAGACACCUGCUGUGCUGCUCCUCCUUGUCAGAGUCUGUCAACUGAGCUUUCUUUUGGCAGAUCAGUUCUGGCCAGUAUUCUGUUUCCACACUGGUAGCAUCACCUUUAAUUUGAUCUUUCCUUUGUGUUAAUGAUGCUUUAUUUUAAUGAAACUUUCAGAAAGAAGGGAAAUUUAAGGCAUCCUCUGGUGACCAGGAUUUGUUUAUUGGAGAAGGAUGACUUCAGUUUGUCAGGUGCAGAUUAGGUAGAGCUGAGUUCAUCUCUAGCAACUACGAAACCCCAUGUAGGUGUUAACUGUUUUGUGCCUGUGCCUUCAGUUUAUGAUGACAAACCAGAAGUGUAGCUGGAAGGGCAGGCAGUGGGAUGAUUCCUCUCAUCAAGAAGCAUACUUCAGGUGUAGAGAAUGGAGUUCUCUAGGAACACUGCUGUCCCAGUCACUGCAGAUCACAAGUGGAGCUUGUGAUCAUAAUUGUUCUCUAAGUAGUCCUGUAACUUCAUCACUGCUCCUCCUCAACCAUGCAGACAACAUUUCCACAAAUAAAGUGUUUGGAAUAAUCUGAUUUUUCUGCUGGCUUCAAGCCUGUUCUUACCAAACUCUUCAGUUGCUUUCACAGUGGAAAGGUUUCAGGCAUUUUCCUCUCCCUUCCAUGCAUUGAUUAUUCUCUCUUAUCUGACUCAUAUAUUAUGAAUGAAUUGAUUUGAAUAAUCCUAAUUCCUAAUUGUUUCCCAAGUCUUAUUUUAGCUUCUGGUUGGGUUUUUAAGUUUCUCAAUUCCUGCUGCUAGAGUUGCUGGGGGCUUCAGUGGGAAACUGACUUCUGCUUCUCACUGAAGGAAGUUAAACAUAUCCUGCUCUGUUCCCACGACUCUCCUGGCCCAGACAGAGGAAACUGUUCAGAAAAUAUGAUUUGAAUGAGCAGUAAAUAGAUAAUUUCUGAUUAAGAAGAACUGUUUCUGGUAGUUAAUUCUGGAGAAGCUGAUUGUUGUCAGGCACUGCAUUUGUGCAUGAAAGGAGCAGAACCAGCUGAAGGUGGGUUUGCUGAAGCAGGUGGUUUCUGUUACUGCUGUGGCAAAGUGAGAGUUUGGAGACCUUAACAGAAGAGCUGUGGUACUGUGAGGCUUCUGAUAGCCUGGUUGGAUUUUUACUAGAAAGGUAUUAAACACCAGUGACAAAAAUCAGGGUGUGGUACUGAACCCUCCCUGCACUUAUUUACUGCUUUAAAAUGACCAAUGCAAGGUGAUGAUUUGGCUCCUUUCUGGAGAGUGAACAAUUUCAAGUGCACAGUCAGCUGAUCUUAACUCUUUAGGCUGGCUGUGGACACUGUUACAUAGACUCCCUCCCAACCACACAGCCCAAUAGAGGAAAUGAUCACAGGUGGGUUUAAGGAUGCUGCUGCUAAUGUGUUGUAUUGGAACUUCUUUGGCUUGGUUGGAGUUGAAACUGUUCCUGCUAGUUUUAAACUUGGGCUUUUAGCUUAGAAAAUCUUAAUAAAUUAUUCCCUAGUCCAGGAUCAUGAGGAAAAGGAUCCCUGCAGAUUAAAUUCCUUUUGCCUGUCCAGUGUUAAUUGCUGUAUAGUUGUUUCUUUUCAUCAUGGGCAAGUGCAGAAUGUGUACUCCUGAGGCUGCUUCCCAAUGUUUAAAAGUGCUUUUACAUACAGGGUAAAAAGGAUUGUCUGGACUUGGGGUGUGGAUUAGGUUCUGGCUCUGCAUAAGGCUGAUUUGAGGAUGAGAUGUUUCUGCUGAGGUUUUUAAGAGGGGCUGAAGUUCUCUGGCUGCUUUCAAAGCUGUGAACUGUUAGACUCCUGCAAAUGCUUCAUUGUGUUCUUUGUGCCUCUGUUUUCUGUUUGGAAAAGGGGAGAAUUCUUCCCUACUUUUUAGGAGGAUGAAAUACCAGAAGGAAGUAGCAGUUGGAGCCCUAGGGGUGUGCAGCCAUGCUGGGAGUUCACCUGUACAUGUUCUGCUGCUGUACCAUCACUGCACAACUUGAACUGUUACCUGAAAUAAAGCUCCACAAACUGGAUUCACA